UACCCACGCCUGUUUUUAUUUUAACCCUUUCUUUAAAUUUUUAGGUUUUCAUGAGUAACCAAGAAGAGGUCUUAUUGGCUUUUGGCGAUGAAGGCUCUCCCUCACAAAGAGCAAUAAAACAUCCCAUAGCACUAUUCUUCCAUGUACUCUUUCGAUCACUUGCGCUGGUUUUGUACGUCUUUGGGUCCUACGUAUUCAGCAGUAGUUUUGUUCAAUUGUUUAUAGCAAUUAUUCUUUUGUUGGCUUUGGAUUUUUGGGUCGUGAAGAAUGUCACCGGCCGACUGUUGGUCGGGCUAAGAUGGUGGAACAAAGUAGAGGAGGAUGGGACAAGCGUAUGGCAGUUUGAAUCCAAACAAGCUCCAUCAUCAAAUGUUGAAAGUGUAGUCUUCUGGGUGUCAUUGUUUGCCUUUCCUGUGUUAUGGAUUGUCUUUAUAUUCACGGCUUUACUCAAAUUUGCCUGGAUGUGGAUGUUGAUACCAAUCGUGGGCGUGGCUCUAAACGGUGCUAACGUGAUAGGAUAUGUAAAGUGUCGCAAAGAUGCCGGUACCAAGAUAAGGGCUAUGGCAGGGCAGUUCAUUGGACGACAGUUAAUGAAACAAGCAUUCAGUUCAGGAUCAGAAACAACAUCACAGACAAUGACAAUAUGAUUACAGACUUCUCCUCCUCCUCCUCUCUCUCCCUUUCUUUCCUUGCCACUACUAUUGUUUCUCAUCUGUGUCUCCACAGGCUAGCAAGAUCUCUGAUAAAACGAAUAAUGAAUAAAAUUAUUAUACGAUUGUUAUUAUAAUUAUCAAAAUUAUCUAUAUAAUACAUUUCAAUGGUUUUUAUUAUAAUGGGUCAAGUGGAGAGUUUCAAACAA
Messenger RNA from Amphimedon queenslandica, 859 nucleotides. RefSeq names its product Golgi apparatus membrane protein TVP23 homolog B-like. The transcript has 5 exons. Lineage: Eukaryota; Metazoa; Porifera; Demospongiae; Haplosclerida; Niphatidae. The coding region runs from base 51 to 647 and encodes 198 amino acids. Gene Ontology annotation, cellular component: Golgi membrane. The record is from RefSeq and is a predicted model, not a curated record. Gene Ontology annotation, biological process: vesicle-mediated transport; protein secretion.